UUUAAUUUUCUAGGAAAGAGAUCUUUUGAUGUUUUACUCUAGAAUUAGCGGGUUUUGAGAUAAAUUGGUAAUUGUUUUCAGCGGGAAAAUGGGAAAUUUAAGUGGGUUGGAUUUCCUGUUUUUGGAGAUUGUGGGUUUAUCUCGCAAUCUAUUGAUUCUAGGUGGAAACGAUAAGGAACUUUUUUGUGACUUAUUAAAGUUCCGAGGAGAAUGAUCUUUUCACAUUUUCUUCUAAACCCAAUAGUUUGCGAAUAAAUCGAUAUUCAACAAAACCGUAAACUCGAUUUACUGAUUUUUCAACUUCUGCGUCGUGGAAAUAAACCCUGACUCAUAUCUUGGCCCCCAACGAUGGGAUUGGGAUAAAUGAGGGUUCAUUAAAACCCUCGAGAUUCCCCCAAAAACUCGAAAAAAAAAUCAGCCCAAUCGACUCAGCGAAUCCCGCGCCAUCAGCGAUCGAAUCCGCCCACUUUAUCCCCAACUGUCCAAAUUCCUCGGAGACGAGUUUAUUUACCGAAAAACCUCAAAAUCAAUUAUCGAAUUGAACAACUGAGUCUCUCAGGAAUAAAAAUCGUAAGAAAUUAGAGUAGAGAACGUCAUCCAUAAUUGCCAGAUCAAGAUCUCCUUGAAUCUCAGCCAAUAAAUACCAGCAAUAUUUUCCUCAUUUUUUUUGUUCGCACGAGUCCGAUGGAUUAUCAGAUAAGAUUGCACCCAUAAAAAUACACAUGUGGAUAGAAAUUACAUCAAAUAGUCAUCAUAUGAAGCACAAAGUGGACGGAAACUGACUCUCGAUGCGUGACGGUGACAAUUUUAAUAGAUCCAAGAUGCCUGGCCAUCGUCAGCCUCUGUCCCUGGAGGGAUUGAGUUUGGGACGUGUGUGCCAGCAGCUGGACAGUACGUGCCGACGACUGCAACAGCUGUCACAGGAGACGUCAUCAAAUCAAGUAUUAUCAUACGCUAAGCAAUCGAUACGCCCUUACUACGUCAAUUCCCUUCCCUCGAUUCUACGUACACGAGUUAUAGACGAGACCUCGAGGAUGCUGUACGGUCCAGCUCCAGACGGUUCGACCCUAAUAUCAGGACCAGCGCCCCUUUAUCUACUUGCUCUUCUCCUGGGUCACGACAUCAAACACCUGAGAGUCAAUCUUUGCUGCUACUACGGCUGCAGCCACCAGACAUCACUCCUCAAACUCUUGGCUCACGAUGGAAUUGCCCUGGAGUCACUGGAGCUAGCAAGAUCAGCACUUCUUCGUCUUGACUGUAAAUUACUGCGUACAGCACUCCAGAGUAUGAGAAAUCUGCGUAGUUUGACUCUGAGAAAUAUUGCCAAUGACUCGGUACUCCAGGUAAUUGGCAAAUCGUGUCCUAAACUUGUGGUUCUUGAUGUUGCGUGCUCGAUGCAGGUGACGGAUAUGGGAUUGAAUAAUCUUCUGCUGCAGAUUGAAUUGAGGGACAAAGUUGCGACUUAUCCAUCAUCAUCGGAGACAAGCUGGUCAAAGCUCAAGGCAAUUAUCUCAAAAUUCAAGUCCAGGAAGAGAAUUGAGAAGCGAGAGAGACAGGGAAUUCUACUGGAGUACUGCGAGAGAAAGAAUUUACUCUGCAAUACUCUGAAAAUUCUCAAUGUUGCUAAUACCUCGGUGACGAGUGCUGGUGUUCUUCUGGCUCUAGCACACGUACCUCAUCUCGAAUCACUGGCUGAUUACAAUCAUAUGGGACGAGUUGUUGAGAUAAUGAAUCGAGGUGUCAUCCAGCUGAAGACGCCAUUCAAUCUUACUCAAGCACGAAGCAGUCGAACAACAACAGCUAGACUUGAGCUUCUCUCCCAGACGUGUCCCAGACUCGAGAAGAUCUUCAUCUCUGAGCCACUCCAUCCUCCAGAGGCUCUACGAUUAUUUCCCUACGUCACAUGUUUAAGUCUCCAGUCUGUACCAGCUAGGAAGGAGUGGUUGUCAGGUUUUUACGAUUAUUUGAGGACAAAUGGCCACAGGCUCAGGGAUCUAGCUGUCAGGAUCACAGAGACUGACAAUCCUGUUCAGUUGGAUCUCAGACAGGUAUUCCAGCACUGCCCAAAUCUCGUGAGUCUAUCGAAGACUGGGGCUGGUGUUGUCUGGCUCAGUGGACAAGAUCCACAACCUCUCAGGAAACUCAGGAGAAUUCAGCUGGGGAGGACUGUCACAGCUUCUGCACUUUUGAAGAUACUCAGGUUGUCACCUGGAUUAUCAUCGCUGCAUGUGCACAGUUGCUUUGAUUUGACCAAUGGACAUCUCGAGGGACUUCUCAGUGAUGACAACUGCUUGAUUAAUUCACUCAAUUGUUUCUAUGUUUAUGAGGCCAGUAAGAUAUCUGUUGAUGUUGUUCUUAAAAUCCUCAAGAGUUGUGGAAGAUUGAGAAAAAUUGGGAAUCUGUCUAACUGGGGACUUGACUGCGAUGGAGUUAAAAUACUCAGGGAAACUCUCGUUGGGGCUAAUUUGGAUGUUGAUCUGUGCCCUGGGGCUCACUGGUUCUGGAGUAAUUGUAUUCAUUGAAUCAUACCCGAUACUUCUGGUUCAGUAUUAAUGAGACCUUGAGCUCAUGGAACGAUGUAAUUAACUCCAAAGAUGAUUUUUCGCUUUUCAAAGAUUUUGCGGUCACACUAAACGUGGAUUUAGAUCCUAAACUACUGAUUCCACGAAAAAAUCUCAAAUGGCCUUUUUUAUAGAAAAUUUAAGCGCCUAUGAUAAAGUUCCUCAGCGUUUUCACCGGAAGUGGACGGUUCUCGAGAUAAUCGGCAAUUUUGAGGAAUGAGACAAAUAUUUUUUCUGUUUCCAAGAAUUUCGCAGUCCCACUAAAUAUCCAUUUAACUCCUAAACCGACGAUUUCACGAAAAAACCGCAAAUGACCUUCUGUACGUAAAAGUUAAUAGCCUACGAUAAAGUUCCUUGACGUUUUCACCGGAAGUGGAUAGUUAUCGAGAUAAUGGGCAAUUACGAACAAUUAGUGGCAGACGUUUUGGGGAAAUGAGACGAAUAUCUGCUUUCUUACGCACGAGAUAUUGUCGGACUUAUUUAUAAAUUAAUACCUCGCUUACUGAAUUAUUUCGCGGAUAAUAAUGAAAAGAAAAUUAUAACGCAGAUAUUUAUAUUAACGAAAAAUCGGUUUAUCUGUUGGUUUGAGAAUUGACUGGAGUUUUGAAUAAACACCUUUAAAUUGUGAGUUUUCGUGAGUUUAUGUGACUAAUCGGCUUUAUAAUUCUCGAUGCUAUCUGUUUUGUAUUAUUGGAUUCGCAAUAAAGAUAUGGUUGAUGAGA
This is a messenger RNA of Fopius arisanus, 3283 nucleotides long. RefSeq lists its product as uncharacterized. The coding region runs from base 789 to 2522 and encodes 577 amino acids. The record is from RefSeq and is a predicted model, not a curated record. NCBI's taxonomy places the organism in Eukaryota, Metazoa, Arthropoda, Insecta, Hymenoptera, Braconidae. The transcript is spliced from 2 exons.